AUGUCAUCCAUUUCACAUGUGAAAACCAACUACAAAUAUGCCUCUUCUUCCGCCAAUUGCUCUUUCUAUCACCAUCUUUGCACUAUGUCAACGGAUUCUGGCAUACCACCCAUCAUAAGGCACCCCUUUGUGGUGACCUUCACUUGGUUCUACAUGGCCCUACAAGCUGUCUUGACCUGGGUCUUCGCUCCGGUCCCCCCACCUCCAACCAUGGGGAAUGAAAACAUCCCCAAAAAGAGAGUCGCGGUAAUUGGUGCCGGUGUAACGGGAGUCUCGUCGGCAGCACACUGUGUGGGACACGGCUUCGAUGUGCAGUUAUUCGAAUCGAGAAACAAGGAAAAGGGCUUGGGUGGUAUCUGGAGCAGAGUCAAUUCCACCUCAGCUUUGCAGGUCCACAGUCUCAUGUACCGUUUCCAUCCAGCAGUCAGCUUCAAUACCGCAUAUCCCACUCAACAACAGAUCAAGGAGCAAAUCAUCGGUCUGUGGAAACGCUAUAACUUGGAAGAUCGCACUGUCUUUGAUACAAAGAUCACUUCGGUCAAGCAGAACGACAAUGGGAAGUGGAUCAUCAACGACAACGAAGAGCAGUACGGUCUCUUCGAUGGCGUCCUGGCGACAGUGGGCGUGUGUGGUGACCCCAAGAUGCCACCCUUGCCGAACCAGGACAAGUUCAAGGGCGAGAUCUACCACUCCUCUGAGUUGGAUGGAAAGAGCGCAAAGGGCAAGAAGGUGCUGAUCGUGGGUGGUGGCGCCAGCGCCAUUGAGGCCUUGGAGUUUGCCGUCAAGAAUGGUGCUGCUGAGAUCGAUGUCCUUUCUCGAUCGGACAAGUGGAUCAUCCCUCGAAACGUCCUUGUGCAGUCUCUGUUAGCAUGCAACAUUUUCGGCCAGGAAAUCACUCUCUCGUGGAUCCCUGAAUGGCUGCUGCGAAAGUUCUUCUACCGUGACCUCCAAGAUAUCGCGCCCACAGACAAAGGAAUCUUCACCCAAACACCCAUGGCCAACGACGAACUGUUCAAUCAAAUCCGGGAGGGCAAAGCCCAUUGGCUCCGAGGUGACAUUGUCUCGCUAGAAGAGAAAGGAGUUUCGUUCAACUUCAGGUCCAAGGGAGUCCCCAAGGGAGGACCCGGCCGGGAGCGACUUGUUGAAGGAGACAUCAUCGUCAUGGCGACUGGCUUCAAGCGGCCCUCUCUGUCCUUCUUGCCGGAGGAGGUAUUCGAGGAACCGUACGGCCCGCCGAGCUGGUACCUCCAAGUCUUCCCUCCCAAGUACCCAGACAUCUGCGCAAACAACAGUACCUACGUCGAUGCAAUUGGCACAGUGGGCAACAUGCACAUUGGAAUCUACACCCGAUUCUUGCUGAUGUUCCUCACUGAUCCAUUGACGCGCCCAAGUGAACAACGGAUGAAGGUAUGGAUCGAUUUCACAAGGUUCAUGAAGCGCUUCAGCCCCACUGGAGCGUUCGACUUCUUUACCUAUGCCGAGCUCAUAUACUGGUACGUCUUCUGUUUGGUCGUCAAUCCCUUCCGUUGGAAGUGGGCGCUAUUCGUGUUCUUUGGUAUUGGACGUGGUUUGCCUUUGACGAUCGUGGAGCAAGAGAAUGCAUUCCGCAGAGAGUUAAAGAAAGAGCGCAAGGCCCACAAGUCCGAGAAGUCCAAGGCCAACAAAGCCAACAAGGCUCAUUAA
This is a messenger RNA of Penicillium olsonii, 1683 nucleotides long. The record is from the annotation of a GenBank genome assembly. Lineage: Eukaryota; Fungi; Ascomycota; Eurotiomycetes; Eurotiales; Aspergillaceae.